This is a messenger RNA of Puccinia graminis f. sp. tritici CRL 75-36-700-3, 323 nucleotides long. RefSeq lists its product as uncharacterized. The record is from RefSeq and is a predicted model, not a curated record. Gene Ontology annotation, molecular function: serine-type peptidase activity. The transcript is spliced from 3 exons. NCBI's taxonomy places the organism in Eukaryota, Fungi, Basidiomycota, Pucciniomycetes, Pucciniales, Pucciniaceae. The coding region runs from base 129 to 323 and encodes 64 amino acids. Gene Ontology annotation, cellular component: mitochondrial inner membrane peptidase complex. Gene Ontology annotation, biological process: mitochondrial respiratory chain complex assembly.
GCCGGACGUGCCCCUCAACUAUCUAUCCAAACUGAAAUUAGUUUUUUUUUUUCAUCUUGAAUUGCGGCGUUCCUUGGUUUAUCUGUUUCCUGACUAUCCCAGAAGGCCCGCCCUUGGUUCGAGUUCCAAUGGGACAUUGUUGGGUCGAAGGAGAUGAUCCUUUCCAUUCGAAAGACAGCAACAGUUUUGGCCCGAUUCCCUUAGGUCUGGCUAAUGCAAAAGUGGCCUGGAUCGUUUGGCCGAUCUCACGGUUUGGAGCCCCAAAUAGUCAGAGUGAUGAUCAAUCCCAUCGUGUUCGUAGGAUGACUGUGACUAGACAUUAA